Yarrowia lipolytica CLIB122 is the source of this 828-nucleotide messenger RNA. RefSeq lists its product as uncharacterized. The record is from RefSeq and is a predicted model, not a curated record. Lineage: Eukaryota; Fungi; Ascomycota; Dipodascomycetes; Dipodascales.
AUGAUCUCCAGAAACUUGAUUCUGACCGUUUUGGUGUCCACAGCACUGGCAUCACUUUGUGUGGACCACCAGAAGAGUGGAGACCAAGUACUCUUGGCUGUCCAACCUUGUGAAAAUGCUACCUCGAUAACUCCUUCUGACACUGAGUCUGCUCUGUCUAUUUUCAUUCGAAGUGCCUCCGGAGAGCCCGAAGCCGAUCUUGCUGAGACUCUCAAAGCUAAGCUAGACUCUGGAGAUUUGGCCGGUUACUUGUCCCUUAAGCGUGAUUUUGAGCGUGACCAAGCUGAUGAGUCCGCGGAGUCAGCCCAGUCCUUCCAGAACAUAGCCAUCGAUACUCAUGUGACUAUCCACACCACCCAGAACUACACUCUACAGAGCCCUGCUCAUCUUCAGAAGCGUGGAGGUUGCAGCAUGUACUGGCCUGGGGACGUUGGCCUCGAACCCAUGGAUAUUCACUACUACAAUGACUUCUUCUAUCCCCAAACAUCAAGUGUUAACUGGGUCUGCCUUGGCGAAUGCACUGAUUACAUUGAUCACAUGUGGGCUGAUGGAACCCUCUCCGGCUCCUUCUAUUACACAUACAACGACUGUAAGUUCAGAAGUCAGAAUGGAUGGAACGGGAGAACUCAGAACAAAUGUCGAGCUGGUGCCUUCUAUCGCCUUACGCAGGAUGCAUCGCAUGUCGUCCAGGGCACCAACCCUGGAAACACUAUUUACCAGGUAUCUGGUUCCAUCCCCGGAAAAGACCACUGGUCUCCUCGAAUUUGUAUGUCGUCUUCCAACUCGUGCUCAUCUGGAACCGGUUCUGAUGGUCGAAGCUACUGUUAA